AUGUCUGUUCAAACUCCCACUAUCAAGCUCAACAACGGGACUGAAAUGCCCAUCGUCGGUUUCGGCCUCUGGAAGCUCGACACCAAGACCUGCGCCGACCAAGUUUACAGCGCCAUCAAGUCCGGAUAUCGCCUUCUAGAUGGCGCCUGCAUCUACGAGAACGAAUCCCAAUGCGGCGAUGGCGUCGCUCGCGCUAUCAAUGAGGGCAUCGUCAAGCGCGAGGACCUCUUCAUCGUCUCCAAGCUCUGGAACAACUUCCACGACGCCGACAAAGUAGAGCCCAUCACCCGCCGCCAGCUCCAAGACUGGAAGAUCGACUACUUCGACCUCUUCCUCAUGCACUUCCCCAUCUCGCUCGAAUACGUCGACCCAGCCGUCCAGUACCCUCCCCCCGACGGACCCGAGUUCCCACCCGGCCGCGCCUCCGUCCAAGAAACCUGGCUCGCAAUGGAAAAGCUGGUAUCUGCGGGCCUGACCAAGGGGAUAGGAAUCAGUAACUUCAACGGCGGACUGAUUCUGGAUCUGCUGAAAUAUGCGAACAUCAGGCCCGCUACCUUGCAGAUCGAGCACCACCCCUACCUGACGCAGGAGCAGCUGGUGAACUGGGUCCAGGGCCAGGGGAUCGCUAUUACAGCGUAUUCGUCGUUUGGGCCGUCGUCGUAUGUGGAGCUGGAUACGGAGGACGCGAAGCAUACGCCGUUGCUGUUUGAGCAUCCGGCUGUUGUGCAGUUGGCGGAGAAGUAUGCGAAGACGCCGGCGCAAAUCGUUCUGCGCUGGGCGACGCAGCGCGGUAUCGCAGUCAUUCCGAAGAGUGGAAAUACUCAGCGUUUGGCGCAGAAUCUGUCCGUGACGGAUUUCGAUCUGAGUGCGGAGGAUUUGAAGAGUAUUAGUGCGAUGAAUCGGAAUCUUCGAUUCAAUGAUCCAAUGAAGUUUGGAGAGCCGCAUCCCAUCUUCUUCUAG
Molecule: messenger RNA, 960 nt
Organism: Aspergillus steynii IBT 23096
Lineage: Eukaryota; Fungi; Ascomycota; Eurotiomycetes; Eurotiales; Aspergillaceae
Product: putative NAD(P)H-dependent D-xylose reductase xyl1
Exons: 3
Coding region: 1-960 (319 amino acids)
Cellular component (GO): cytosol
Molecular function (GO): aldose reductase (NADPH) activity
Source: RefSeq, a predicted model, not a curated record